UUCGGUUUCUUGUUGUAGGAUGUUCCUGUUAUUAGCAUUGGCGUGUGUGGCGCUGGCGUGGUGGGCGCUGUGGCGUACGCGGCGCCGGCGGCUGCUGGCGCUGGCCGACCAGCUGCCAGGCCCGCCAGCACUGCCCGUGCUCGGCAACGCCCUAAUGUUGAUUAGAAAUCCAGAAGGAAUAUUCGUCAUUUUUGAGAACCUCAAGCAGGAGUACGGCCGUGCAUUCAGAUUCUGGCUGGGACUCGAUCUCAAUUAUUGUAUCUCAGAACCUGAUUACGUCAAAAUUCUUCUUCAAAGCAGAAAAUUAAACGAAAGAGGCCCGCAAUACAAAUACAUGGUAGAUUUCCUAGGCUAUGGUAUUCUUAGCGGAUCAGGUCCAGUAUGGCGGAAGCGCAGAAAGCUAAUCAGCCCGAAUUAUAACCAUAAAGCUAUAGAAAACUACAGUUAUGUAUUCAAUGAAGAAACUGGCAUCUUACUGCAGAGACUCAGGGCGCGACCUGCGGGGGAAUCAUUUAAUAUCUACGAAGAAGUCGUCAAAACGACCACCUACACGGUCUGCCAAACCUUAUUCGGCUUGAGCAGAGAACAAACGUUGAGCCUCCCAUAUCUUCAGGAAAUAGUUAAUGAAACACAUCAGAUGUACGCAGAAGCGUUCAUGAGAAUGACAAAAUGGUAUCUACAAAUUGAGCCUUACUACUGGCUUUCACAGUACUACCCAAGACAUAAAAAGUUCAUACAAAAAACAAAACACAUGGCGGACGCUGUAGUCAAACAUAGAGUUAAAAAACUAGAUGAUACAAGCUUAAUUGAACUGGACGACAGCGAAAUUGCUAACAAGCAUGAUAUGUUUAGUACUGCGGAUAAGUUAAUUUUGGCAAAAUCAAUCGAUUAUGAUGAUAUGUUAAAACAAAUAUUUACUAUAUUUACAACGAGUCAGGAAACAUCAGCGAAUAUUGCUUCUUUCUUACUACUGAUGAUGGCCUACCACCCCGAAUGCCAGGAAAAACUGUACGCAGAGAUAAAGGAAGUAUUUGGUGAAGAAGACCGGCAUGUGACCGAUGAGGAUGUCAAGCGCAUGCCGUACUUGGACAUGGUAUUCAAGGAGGUCGUCCGGCUGUUUCCGAUCGCGGCGAUGGUGCAGCGCACGGUUAUGGAAGAUAUCGAUAUUAGUCACGGCGUCACGCUCCCAGCAGGCAGUUCCCUGAUCGUGCUGAUAUUCCACAUGCACCGUGACGAGCAGUUCUGGCUGGACCCGGAUGCCUUCGACCCAGAGCGGUUCAGCCCUGAGCGUUCCGCGGCGCGCCACCCCUACUGCUACAUCCCUUUCAGCUUGGGCUCCAUGAACUGUUUAGGAAGACACUUCGGCACCAAACUGGUGAAGACCAUCUGCAUCCGGGUUCUGCGCGAGUUCAGGCUGACCUCCCCGGAGACGUACGCGGAUCUCAAGCUGCUGUGCGCCGUGUCAGUCGAGUCUGUCAACGGAUAUCCAGUGUUCUUGAACCCUAGACUAAACUAAUUUGAAAGAAUUCAUUGAAAAUCUUUAUUCAGGA
Molecule: messenger RNA, 1550 nt
Organism: Cydia amplana
Lineage: Eukaryota; Metazoa; Arthropoda; Insecta; Lepidoptera; Tortricidae
Product: cytochrome P450 4C1-like
Exons: 10
Coding region: 20-1516 (498 amino acids)
Molecular function (GO): iron ion binding; oxidoreductase activity, acting on paired donors, with incorporation or reduction of molecular oxygen; monooxygenase activity
Source: RefSeq, a predicted model, not a curated record